ACGCUGCACGAACUGGUUUGACAGCUGCCAUGCAAACAGUUCGAUGCAAAACGGCUGAGUGGAAAUGAGCUAUUAUCACAAAAUAUUUUAGACACAUGACAUUAGAAAGCAUAGCGAGUCUGUAGUUAUUAGGGCCCAAAUAUAUAUGUAUACAGUAUUGAAAAAUGGUUGAUAAUGUUCGCAUUUUCUCUUCCAUUCUAGUGUAGUCAAACUCGUGAAAACAUAGAAGACAUUGUCCGAGAAGAAUUUUCAACUCAAAUGACAAGAGGCCAACGCCUGGAACACUUCUUCAAACAUUAACUUUAUUCUAAACAAAUUGCCAAUGAAGUUGGCUUUCAUGUCUUCGCUAUUUGAGAUAUAAAUGCAAAAAAAAAAAAAUAAUCAAGAGUUAGACGUGUUCCAGGUAGCAAUAUGUUCGCAGUUAUUUUGAAAACGUGUCUGGAGCGGAAAUGACCAGCAGUUAACGUCUGCAAAUUUUCUCGUGCUCCUGUCACAUCUCAGUUAGCCUAGCUAAUUGAGCUAGCUAGCUGAAACAAUCGCAUCCCUGUUGUUUUUGCUCAUGCUGCGUUGCGUCGCCAGUCGCGGCUCCAGCACAGGUGGGGUGCGUCAGUCUGCUGCGGUAUGAACAUGUCAGCUAAGCCAAAGUAACCAAGGGUCAUGUGGAACCUUUGCAGAUGCUGAAUGGAACAGUGGAGAGAGGGGAGGGAGGGAAAAAGCUGCGCAGUGAAACGUGAAUCUGCUAUGAACGACUCUCGAGAUAAUUUGGCGAUUCGGUCGACGCAAGUCGAAGAACUCUGGAAGAACUGGGAAGCUUCUCUCGAUUACUCCUGGCGUGCUCAGCAUCUUGGACGAAAUGGCCACUCCACGGCACAGUGACUUGUCCUAUGCGUGGGAAAAGUACAUGGACUGUAGGCUCCAAGGAGCUGAUCUGCAGGUGACCCUCCAAAGUCUAGAAAAUUUCCUCUGCCUCUUCCACUAUGUGCAGCAUCAGCCAAAUCACACCAAAGAUGCCCUUAAAUUCUGCUCAGACAUGAGUGGGGCCAGUAACACGCUGGCAAGGGAGUUUCUGACUGAUGUACACCAAUUAUGCAGUGCAGUGGCACAGAGAGCGGAGGCACGGGAGGAGGAUGAGGAGGAAAGUCAUAUGGUUGCGCUAGGGGAGUACCUCGUCAGAGGAAGAGGAUUUCUGUUGCUUAGCACCCUGGAUUCCAUCAUUGAUCAGGAGCUGACUUGCCGAGAGGAGCUGCUAACUUUGUUGCUGUCUCUUCUCCCAUUGGUGUGGAAAAUCCCUGUACAAGAAGAAAAAGCGCCAGAUUUCACUCUGCCGUCUUUAUUAGAGGUGUUCCUCAGCCGGGAGGUAAAGGCUCCACCUCUUAGAGCAGGACAGAAGAAUGGGACGGAGGAACAGGAAACUGGAAAGAGGCCACGUGUUGGCAGUGGCACCUGGAAAUCAAGGAGGUCACGCAGGACGGUCCAGAAGUACUCUGUAAAGGAUGCCCGACGUUCCCAAAUUUCUACCUCAGAUUCAGAAGCCAAUGCUGAAGACAAAGGAGGCCCAAGUGGCACAAGGAGCAGAAAGUCUCAUGGUUCUACCCUCCGUGUACAUCAUCUACAUCAUCGUUUAGAAGCUACAAAGUUGACAUUGACAGCAACGGCAAACACAGAAACCAUGAGUGCACCAUACCCCCAUCCCCGACUCUCUGGAUCACACACAAUGGACACCGAAACCCUCACAGACCCAGCUGCAAUGUCAAUAUUCAAUCGCAUGGAGAACUCACCCUUUGAUCUCUGCUUUGUAUUACUUUCAUUACUGGAGAAAGUGUGUAAAUUUGAUAUGAAUAUCAGUCACAAUCCUGGCUUGGCAGUCAGCGUUGUACCAACACUCACUGAGAUCCUGACUGAGUUUGGAGAUUGUUGUGGUCCAGGAGGCGAUGGUGGAACAGAAGCAGAAGAGCUUGCAGGGGGCUGGACAGAAGAACCGAUUGCGCUGGUCCAGAGGAUGCUUCUACGCACCAUCUUGCACCUCAUGUCAGUAGAUGUCAGUCAGAGUGAAACUCUUCCAGAUAGCCUGAGACGCAGCCUGACCGACCUACUCCGAGCCACCCUAAAAAUCCAAAGCUGCCUUGACAGACAGACAAGUCCAUUUGCUCCUCGACCAAAAAAGACUUUACAAGAGGUCCAAGAUGACUUUUCUUUUUCCCGCUUUCGCCACAGGGCACUGCUGCUGCCUGAGCUUCUAGAAGGGGUACUACAAGUUCUUCUGAGUUGCUUGCAUGCCUCAACACCCAACCCCUUCUUCUUUAGUCAAGCACUAGACCUUAUCCAUGAAUUUGUCCAACACCGUGGGCUGGAGCUUUUUGAAACUACAGUUCUGCGUCUGGAAGAACUAGGUAGGGCCAGGGAUUCAGAAGUUGGAGGUGAGGCUUCAGAAAGACUACGAGAUCUAAUUGCUGGGGUCUUCAAGAUUGUAAAUGCCGUCAAGAAAGCAAAGUCAGAGCAGCUGCAUCAGUCCGUGUGUGCUCGACGACGUCACCGUCGUUGUGAAUAUUCCCACUUCCUUCAUCAUCACAGAGAUCUGUCUGGUUUGCCUGUCUCAGCUUUUAAGAUGGCUGCCAGGCGUAACCCCUUUGAAGAGGAUAGUGAAGGGAACGAAGGGGUGGAGCUUAAUGCAGUACAUUACCCUGAGCGCUGCUGCUGUCUGGCUGCCUGUGCUCACCAAUCUCUGCGGCUCCUGCAGCGUUUGUCGCCCACUGGACCGGCUGUAUUGCAGGUACUAGCCGGGGUACAGGCUGUUGGAAUCUGCUGUUGCAUGGACCCUCGUUCUGUGAUCAGACCACUCUUGGACGCCUUCCAAGCUCCAGGUCUACGUAGUUACCAGUCUCAUGUUCUCAGUGUUCUCAGCAGGCUAAUACUAGACCAGCUUGGUGGAGGACACCCCUCAGACAAGUUGAAGCUUGCUUCGUGUAACAUUUGCACUUUGGACCAUAGUCAGUUGCCAGGUCUUGAGGAGACGUUACAACAAGGGGACGUUUCAGCUAUUUCUACCAGUCUGUGCUACCGAUCCCAAGGGAUUCUGCCAAGCGGAGGGGGUGCGCAGGACAUGUUAUGGAAGUGGGAUGCCCUUGAGGCUUACCAAGAGCUCGUGUUUGGUGACAACUGGCACCUGAGUCAACAAGUGGCUGUGGCUGGUCAUGUUUGCCACUUGACACUGCGUGGCAAUGCUGUAGUGCAGUGGCAGCUAUACACGCACAUCUUCAACCCUGUCCUACAGCGAGGGGUUGAGCUAGCCCAUCAUGCUCAACAGCUUGGGGUUUCUACAAUUUGCACCCAGGUUUGCAGCUAUCAUACACAGUGCCUACCUGUGGAGGUACUACUCAUAUAUCUGCAAGCAUUACCCGCACUUCUUAAAUUAAGGGUUAUCCGGGAUCUUUUCAUCAGCUGCAAUGGGCUCAACCAGAUGACAGAACUGGUGUACCUUGACCAGACAUGCUCUUUAGCUCUGAAGGUGUUUGAAACUCUAAUAACAAACUUCGGACACCAGCAGGCUGACUCCUCAUUUCUGGAGCUGGAGAUUGCUGUUGCUGAAGAGAAGAACACAAUCUCAAACCUGCCUGAGGAUCUCAGCUCUAGGGGAUCUGGAGAGGGUCCACAGAGCCUCAGCAAGUUCUAUGAAGGGCUGAAAGAGGCAUACCCGCGACACAAGAGUCAUAGUGGGCAGACCCGUGGAGCAGGUCGUAGCCAAGCUGAGACACACCUCCAUGUCAUUAACCUCUUCCUCUGCGUUGCUUUUCUUUGCGUUAGCAAAGAGGCUGACUCUGAUCGAGACUCUGCUAAUGAUUCUGAAGACACUUCAGGCUAUGACAGUACGGCUAGUGAGCCCCUCGGUGGGCGCUUGGCAUACCUGUCUCCAGACAGUGUGACUCUGCCAUCCAAAGAACAGAUACGAAGGGCGGCUGAUGUUUGGUCAGUGUGUCGGUGUGUCUACCUGGCCAACCCGUUGUUCCAGAGACAGUUCUUCAGACUAGGAGGGUUGGAUGUUUGUUUGCGCCUUAUGAGUAUGGUUAUUCAGAAGCUUUCCAGUAAAACCAAGGAUGGCAAAGCAAGGAAGAAGAAGGAACUCAAGGGCAAAAGUAGCCCAGAAUGCCCAGUCCCAUUCAGUCUGUUGGGAGUAGAUGAGACGGGUCAAGAUUUAGUUAACAGUGCUCCAGCUGACGGGAACACCUUAGAUCAAACCAAGAGGCUGGAGGAAGAGUGGCAGUUACAAAGUAUUCGCCUUCUUGAGGCCUUAUUGGCUAUUUGUCUUCACAGUGCUAACUCAGCCCUGCAGAGAACAGACUCAGAGCUUUCUUAUCAGCUGCAGUCAGUGGGAGAUACCCUGUUAGAAGUGAGAGACCAGCUCUCUUGCUCAGGGAUAGUAAGCUCUGACCUUGCUGUUCCACUCUUUGAUUCUCUGCUGAGAGUGGCUUUGGCCGACAUGUCAUCCUCUCCCGACCCCCCUGAGGAAAAGCAAGACAGGAAGCUUCAAGUGUUCGCUGAGGGGGUGGCCCCAGCAGGAGAUCUAUCAGAGGAGGUGGACGGUGUUCAGAGCUGUGGGGUCAAGCCCGCUGGGGGGGAAGAGGAGGAGGAGGAGGAGGAGGAGGAGGGUUACGACGCUGACAGCGAAAGCAAUCCAGAGGACAUGGCCAACCAGGAAGAGGGAUUGAAGGUGGAGUCUGUGCAGCGUGAGUUUGCGACAGUGGCAGGCGGUCCUGGGCGUGGUGUGUUGCUUUUCCCAGAAAUCUGUACAAUUGAGUUGCAACUACUGGCCACUGGCUCCCCAGACCUGGAGGUUGUGAGUCAUGUGUUUCGCAGCCUGCUCGGCGCAGUUCGCGGCAACAACCACAAUGCUGCUCUGCUCUAUGAUCAGGGAGGAGUCAGAAUCAUCCUGUCUAGCUUUUCUAACCUCCUUAGAAAAGCGGACGACGCCCUCAAAGACUGUCAGACUGUUAUAGUGGAGCUGCUGGUUGCCAUGGUGAGUCAACGAAUCACAGCAGAGGAACUGGCCCUAUUGAUUCGUCUCUUCCUGGACAAAACUCCGCCUACUGAGAUUUUAUUGAAGGGCAUCUUACAAAUUGUUGAAGCCAACGUGAACAUAGAGCCCCUUCACCUACUGGACUUUCCAAUAAUCCUUGGGGCCUCAACACCAGUAGGACUGUCUCCUAGUUCUAGAACAAAUGGCACCACUGGAGGGAAAAGUGUUGGUCUGCUCUGGAAGAGCAAACAGUCCCCUGGUCGUAGAGAGGGAGACGGCGAGUACAGAACGGGUCACCUGCGUUCCUCUCCCUGGCAUACUGCUCCUCUCCACUUGCCCCUGGUGGGACAGAACUGCUGGCCUCAUAUGGCGAGUGGCUUCAGUGCCUCCAUGUGGCUGAGGGUGGUGGAGCAAGAGGAAAGAGCAGGCAACACAGACAAGGAAAGAAGGAACCCUCCUGCGACUGAAUCUCUCCAUGGUUCGCCUCAGGCUGGAAAAAGAGUAGUGGAGGAAGCCCUCAUUCAUAUUCUAUCCAUGGGCUCUAAAGCACUGAUGCUUCAAGUGUGGGCGGACUUCUUUACUGGCUCACUCACAUUCAGGGUUUGUAUAGACCCAAAUGAUGAGAUCAAAGCAGGGCUGUUGGCACAGGCAGACUCUAUUGAGGGACUUCUCCAGCCCGGCCAAUGGCAGCAUCUCGGCCUCACUUACACCCAGCAGCCCGAGGGCAAGAAGAACAUUCAUGGUCGUGUGGUUGUCUGGGUGUGCGGCAUCAUGAAAUGUGAAGUUUUUUUGGACUACACCUUACCUCGAAAGUCCAGUUUAUCCUCUGACAGCAACAAAACCUUCUGUAUGUUGGGCCAUUGUAUCCCAUCAUCUGAGGAGGUGACAAAACAGCAUUUGAACUGGAGCAUGGGAACGGUGCUCCUCUUCAAUGGGGCCAGAGUAGGGUCAGAGGAGGCUUUUUUCCUGUACACUAGUGGGCCUGACCUCACCUCAAUCAUGCCCUGCAAUUAUGGCAGACCUCCAGGGUCAUUGUCUAAGUUUGUCACUCAGGAAGGACUCAAGUGUGACAGAGUCCGAGAGCUUCUGAUGAAAAGCAGGGAUGUGGACACAACAGCUUUAGUUGAGAGCCUGGCAGUUGUGUAUACCCCCAGCACUCCUCGAGUCUAUACUAUCUAUGAGCCUGUAAUUAGACUGAAGGGACAAGCUAAGACUGUGGUUACCCAGCGGCCCUUCAGCUCCAGAGAAGUGCAAAGUGUCUCUUUAGAGGCUUGCGCUCUCAAGGCUCUGCUGCCCACUGAAACCCAAGGCCUGCAGUGUGUCCUGCACAAGAUCGGAGGGACAGGAAAUGUUGUUUUCCUCUUUGCGCAGACGGUGGAGCUCAGUGACUGUGAGAGGACCCAGGCUUUGGCCUUGCAGAUACUCCUGUCUCUGUCCAAGUUCAACCAACAUCGCAUCCAUGAAAUGGACUAUUACCAUGGUUACUCUAUGAUACACCAAGUACUCAUCAAGUCAAAAUGUAUCGUUGGAUAUCAUAUGCUAAAAACUCUGCUAGAUGGGUCUUGCAGCGGACCCAUCUUAAUCCUGGAAGAUGACGGUCAAUUCCGUUUGGACACGGAGUCCAUUGCUGUGGUGCAGAGCAUCAGGCUUCUCUCAGAAAUCCUUUUGGAUUGGAAAAUAUGGGCCAAAGCGGAGUGUGGCGUGUGGGAGACAUUGCUUUCUGCUUUGGAGAUCCUGAUCAGGGUCCAUCACCCUUACCAGGUCUUCAAUAUCCGUCAGUUUUUAAAGGCUGAAGUAGUGCACCGUUUCCUACUAACCUGCCAAGUGCUACAGGAGCAUCGGGAUGAGCACCUUACUGCCAUACCACAGGAAGUCUGUUUGUCAUUCGUCAAAAUAAUCCAGGAAGUGCUAGGAUCGCCACCAGACUUGGACUUGCUCAAACUUAUCUAUAACUUCCUACUGGCAGUUCACCCACCUACCAACACCUACGUCUGCCACACUCCCUCCAGCUUCUACUUCUCACUGCACAUAGAUGGGAAGCUGUAUCACGACAAGCUGCAGUCUAUUAUGCACCUACGACACUCGAACAGCCUGGGGAAGUCCACCAGCAGUUCAGUGGUGUCUCUAUCCCCAACUGUCUUUACUGACGCUCUUCCUGAUGGGCAUCUCCAUGGUCCUUCCCCUGAGCAUGUGGGUGAGAAUCAGUCCCUGCGCCCUCCCAGCCUUGCCCCGUCACCAUACUCGUCCCCUUUGCUGACACCCCGCCUCACUCGCAGUGCCUUGAAUGAUGCUGCCGAUAUUGAGCAACUGUCACUAACCACCCAGCAGGCUCUGGGCAGUACUGAAACACUCAAGAAGGGAGGAGGUGACGAGCAGCUCCUCAGCAGUUGUGAAUCUGCGAAGACGAUAUGUGACUCGAGGGACAUUGGCAGUGAAGGAGCUCGACGCACCCCGUCCAUCAGCGUGGAGGAGGAGCGAGAUGAGGCCACCGAGGUGGACAGCCUGACAGAAGGGAGUGUGGGUGUGGCAGAGUCUGAGGACAGGUUUGACUGGGCCAGUGAUGAAACACCCCGACGGCCAGACAGCUUAAAGGGUAUUCAAUCCUUCCAGAGGAGUCACAGCAACUUGGCCAGUUUGGGAUUGGCUUUCCCGGCUCCAAAUGGCUCAUUGGCAGGCAGUCGGUGGCCCAGCGCAGCUGAUCGAAGCUCUGUACCUGAGGACUGGGAAAGUUACACUUACUCUCCUGGUUAUGAAAGGGCGCACAGCAAAAGUGAUUCCAAUGAUCGUUCCAGUACAGAGGACUGCCUAGUGCUGAUCUGCUGUGGACUCUAUGACCUUCUGAGGGGUGUCCUGCUGCUACUGCCGGACCUCAUGCUCGAGGAAGUGAUGGACAAGCUGAUCCAGCCCGAGACCCUAAUUGUGUUGGUCAACCAUUCGUCCCCUAUUAUACAACAAGGGGUCAUGAAGCUGCUGGAUGCAUAUUUCACCCGAGCCAACAAGGAGCAGAAGGAGAAAUUCCUGAAAAAUCACGGUUUCUCCCUGUUGGCCAACCAACUGUACAUCCACCAGGGCAGCCAGGGGUUAAUCGAGUGCUUCCUUGAGAUGCUUUUUGGACGACCAGUGGGCUUGGAGGAAGAUCUGGAUCUGGAGGAAAUGGAAACAAUUUCCCCAUUCACAAAGCGUUGCAUCAUCCCAGUGUUGGGUCUUAUUGAGAACUCCUUGUGUGAGAACUCCUUAGUGCACAACAUCCUCUGCAUGCUCCUGCAGCUCCUCAAUGCCUGCCCGAAGCUGGCAGACAUCCUGCUUGAUCACGGGCUGCUCUAUGUGCUCUUCAACACCUUCUCCACCCUCAACGGCAUGGAGACCGGCAUUCCCCUAAAUGAUUACAAGCUCGUCGUGUGUGACAUCCAGCAGCUGUUAGUGGCUGUAACGAUCCACUCCUGCAGCUCUUCAGGGUCGCAAUAUUUCCGCAUCAUUGAAGAUCUCAUUACCUUGCUUGGUUUCAUGCAAACCAGCAAGAUGCGUCGCACACAGGAAAUGGCAGUCGCUUUGCAGUUUCGUGUGCUUCAGUCUGCUAUUGAGUUCAUAAAGACGACAGCCAAUCAGGGACCUCAAAAGCUGAGCAGCUCCCAUAAUGCACCAAGCUCUCCUCAUCACACUAUUUAUCAGAAAAGGAAGAGCAUUGCAGGCCGGCGACGGUUCUCUCUGGCCCAGACUGACUCUCUGCUGAUGCGGAUGCGGUCUGUAGCGAGUGACGAGCUCAACCAGAUGAUGCAGAGGAGAAUGAGCCAGGAAAACCCCAUUCGUGCGAGUGAGACGGAGUUUGUACAGCGAUUGCAGAGGCUUGUGGUCCUUGCUGUCAACAGACUCAUUUACCAUGAUGUCAGUCAGGAUUUGUUUGACCUGCUGAACAUCCCUGACUCCCCAGACCAACAGCUUUUCACACCAGAACUGGGAGACCAUUCACAUGAAGAGGGCAGCUCUGCCUCUGCACCACACUCACCUACUCCCUUCACACUACCACCUGCCAGCAAAAAGAGUUUGCAGAAAGACAUCCUCAAACUCAUGAUGGAUGGAAUCAAAAUCAGCCUGGGCAGUACUGGUCGAGGAGGAGCUCCACAUCAGCAGUGGCGAAGGAUUCUAUGGUCGUGCCGAGACACGUUCCGGGUCCAAAUCGGUCGGUUGUUGGUCCACACGCUGAGUCCUGCCCGUCCUUUGUAUGAUAGGAAGGAAGCACUGGAAUUUGUAUUUGAUCCGAGACAUCUGGACAUCUUGAAGGAGAGCCUCAGCCCUGGUCUAGAGCAUGGACCCAAGUUGUCACUGUACCUCUAUGAAAUGCUGCACGAUCACAAGGACAGCCUCACCAAAGAUGACCAGAAUGCUGUUGGCAUAUUCAUGACCUCGCUUAAGCUUUGUGGUCACCGCUGCAUCCCCCCCAACGCGCCACACAAGCAGGAUCUUCUCAAAGCCAUUAAAGAGGAAAAAUUCAAGUAUGAAGGAGAGGAGAACACAAGCAAGGUAGCGUGGGAAAAGAAAAUGACCAACACUCAAAAGAAUCUCAUCCAGAGGCUAGAGGGAAAGUCCAAAGACAUUUCGAAGAUUGCGGCUGACAUCACACAGAAUGUGUCUCUGCGGCAAGGCAUGGAGAGAAAGAAAGUCAUCCAGCAUAUCAGAGGCCUUUACAAGACCGACUUGAGUGCCAGCCGGCAUUGGCAGGAGCUAGUGCAGCAACUCACACAUGACCGGGCGGUAUGGUAUGACCAGACAUCCUACCCUACAUCCUGGCAGUUGGACCCAACUGAAGGGCCAAACCGUGAGCGCCGGCGACUGCAAAGAUGCUACCUCACUAUCCCAAACAAAUAUUUGCUCAAAGACAGACGUAAGCCUGAAGACACAGUGAAACCGCCACUCUCAUUCCUGUUUGAGGAUAAGACACACUCAUCUUUCUCCUCUACUGUGAAAGACAAAGCCACUAGCGAACCCAUUAGGUUUACUAGACGCUGCAUGAGUGUGGCCCCCUCCAGAGAGACAGCAGGGGAGCUGCUUCUAGGCAAGUCUGGAAUGUACUUUGUCGAGGACAAUGCUGCAGAUGCUCACGACAGCCAGAGCCUUGACGGUGAGACUGAGGCACCCUCUUUCUCUUGGACGUAUGAGGAGAUCAAAGAGGUGCACAAGCGAUGGUGGCAGCUGAGAGACAACGCUGUCGAGAUAUUCCUCACCAACGGUCGAACACUGCUCUUAGCCUUUGACAACAGCAAGUUCCGUGACGACGUAUACCACAACAUCCUCACGUCUGAUUUGCCCAAUCUGCUGGAGCACGGCAACAUCACUGCACUCACACAGCUGUGGGGCUCGGGGCAGAUCUCCAACUUUGAGUAUCUCACACAUCUCAACAAGCAUGCUGGCCGAUCCUUCAACGACCUCAUGCAGUACCCGGUGUUCCCUUUCAUCUUGCGCGACUACACCAGUGAGACGCUGGAUCUGCAGGACCCCAACAUCUACAGGAAUUUGAGCAAGCCAAUCGCUGUCCAGUCAAAAGAGAAAGAAGAUCGCUAUGUAGACAAUUUCAGAUAUUUGGAAGAGGAGUACAGGAAAGGGAUCCGGGAGGACGACCCCAUGCCUCCCGUCCAGCCUUACCAUUACGGCUCUCACUACUCCAACAGUGGCACUGUGCUGCACUUCUUGGUGCGAAUGCCGCCUUUCACCAAGAUGUUUCUUGCAUACCAGGAUCAGAGCUUUGAUAUCCCGGACCGGACAUUUCACUCCAUGAAUACCACAUGGCGUCUCUCAUCCUAUGAGUCCAUGACGGAUGUGAAGGAGCUCAUCCCAGAGUUCUUCUACCUCCCAGAAUUCUUGGUCAACAGAGAGGGUUUUGAUUUUGGGGUUCGUCAGAACAGCGAGAGGGUAAACCAUGUGAAUUUGCCUCCAUGGGCCCGGAACGACCCGCGUCUCUUCAUCCUGAUUCACCGCCAGGCGCUGGAAUCGGACCAGGUUUCUCAGACGCUAUGUCAGUGGAUCGACCUGGUGUUUGGGCUCAAGCAGAAAGGCAAAGCUGCGGUCCAGGCUAUCAAUGUCUUCCACCCAGCUACCUAUUUUGGAAUGGAUGUUUCAGCGGUAGAAGACCCAGUUCAGCGAAGAGCACUAGAAACCAUGAUUAAGACGUACGGACAGACUCCCAGGCAGCUUUUCAACGCUUCCCACAUCAGCAGGGCGGGUCCCAAACUCAUGAUGGAGGGCGAGCUGCCAGCCGCCAUGGGUCUCCUGGUUCAGCUCGCCUUUAGGGAAACCAGAGAGCAGACCAAGGAGAUCAUCUGUCCAAGCCCACUGCCAUGGAUCAAAGGUCUGAAGUGGGGGGAAUACGUGGGGUCUCCCAGUGCUCCUGAUCCGGUCGUCUGCUUCAGCCAGCCUCAUGGUGAGAGGUUUGGAUCGCUCCUGGCUCUGCCUACACGCGCUAUCUGCGGACUGUCACGCAAGUUCUGCCUCCUGAUGAUUUACAGCAAGGAGCAGGGUGUUCGCAGCAUGCACAGCACCGACAUCCAGUGGUCAGCCAUCAUGAGUUGGGGCUACUCGGAUAACAUAGUGAGGCUGAAGAGCAAACAGAGUGAACCGCCUAUCAACUUCAUUCAAUGCUCCCCACUGCAUCAGGUGAGCAGCUGUGCCUGGGUGCCCGAUGGCUGCCAGCUAUUUACGGGAAGCAAGUGUGGAGUCAUCACCGCCUACAGCAACCGCUUCAUUAGCAGCACGCAGUCAGAGAUGGAGGUAGAGUCUCAGGUCCACCUAUAUGGACACACUGGGGAAGUCACCGGGCUGUUUGUGUGCAAGCCUUACAGCAUCCUCAUCAGCAUCAGUACCGAUGGGACCUGCAUCCUGUGGGACCUCAACAGGCUCUGUUAUGUUCAAAGCCUCACGGGCCACAAAAGCCCAGUGACGGCAGUUUCUGCCAGUGAACCCACAGGGGACAUCGCAACAGUUUGUGACUCAGUGGGCGGAGGUAGCGACCUGCGCUUAUGGACAGUUAAUGGCGACCUCAUCGGUCACGUGCACUGCAGAGAGAUCAUUUGCUCCGUAGCUUUCUCCAAUCAGCCGGAGGGCAUAUCGGUCAACGUCAUUGCUGGCGGGCUGGAAAAUGGCGUUGUCAGACUUUGGAGCACGUGGGACUUGAAACCAGUGAGAGAGAUCACCUUUCCCAAGUCGUGCAAAGCCAUCAUCAGCCUGACGUACUCGUGUGACGGCCACCACCUGUACACGGCCAACAGCGAGGGCACCGUCAUGGCCUGGUGUCGGUGGGACCAGCAGCGCAUGAAGCUGCCCAUGUUCUACUCCUUCUUGAGCAGCUACGCCGCAGGCUGAGUGCGUGUAUACGUGAGGGUGUGAGAGACAGUUUACAACCUUGCAGGUGUAUCCUGACUUCCACCUUUGCAAGAGAAGCUGCUCUUCCUCCCCCCUCCUCCCAUGGAGAGAAAUAAAUGACAGCCUCAAUAGCCCGCUUGACUUUUACCUCAAGCCGUGCCCAGCUAUAUUAUACAUAUAUAAAUAUAUACAUAGUACAUAGAGGAAUGUUUGGUUGUGGCUGCAAUAGACACUUUAUUUUUCUUCUGUUUUCCUUGCCUGAUGUUUAAUUUUUCCCCAGUUUAAGCUGCUAGCCAAACGUCCUCCUCUGACGUGUUACUACUGCAUGACGCCUGACUGCACUGAGGUGACGCGCUCGUUGAACUCGCCUUUUAGCCGGUGUGGAAUGUUGUCUCGAAUCGGAAAUCGUCUGCAGGCCAACACACUAUGUUAGAGCCUCUUACGACACACUUAACCAACAGCAUUGACAUCCGAGUCCCCUGAAUCUGAGCCUUCUUUUUUUUUUUUUUUUUUAAACUUCAGAGAGCGGGUGAAGUGUAAUUUAUCUCUCCCGGGCCUCACAUCUGCUCUCAAACGGGCGACCAUCCGGCUUCCCUCCUUUCAUGCAACUAUUCUUUUACGUCCCCUCACUAUUUUGCGGCACUUUUACUUCGUCCAUGGCAAUGGAGCACUGUUUUACUUCAUCUCAAACAAGCAGUCUUUGAUUUGUUUCCAGGCGUCAUCUGCAGAGAGCAAUAUCAGACUACAUGCAAUAGGUCCUCAUUUAUAUGAUUGUGGGUUUUGCCUUUCGAGCCUGCUGCGGCGAUGUCUUACGUUUCACUCUUGUUUACAAGAAAGGGAAUAUUUGUUUGAGACUUUUUGUCCUUGUGAUGCUAUUCCUAAUGUGUUUCCGCCCAUUACGUGCAGCGUCACCACUGCACAGGAGCACCCUUUGUUUACUUUCUCCUUGUGUAUCCAUUCAUUUCCACAAUGACACAUUUUACAAGAAUCUUUUGUUUUUGCCUUGUGAUUUCUAAGCGGGUGACAGAAUGAAGGAUGACGUGAUACUUUUUUUUUUUCUCUCCAUAAACUUGAACUAUGCAUAAUUGAUUUGUUGAAUGGUGUUGGAUGAAAUCGAUCUCACUGGCCUGACUGUGCAGUUUGGACUGUUUGAAAGGUCAUGUUUUGUUUGUAUACGUGUGUGUGUGACCAUAGUAAAUGAGCAUAUUAUAAAUAUAUAAACAGAAGUGUAUAAAAAUUUG
Molecule: messenger RNA, 13602 nt
Organism: Syngnathoides biaculeatus (alligator pipefish)
Lineage: Eukaryota; Metazoa; Chordata; Actinopteri; Syngnathiformes; Syngnathidae
Gene: lyst
Product: lysosomal trafficking regulator
Exons: 53
Coding region: 854-12361 (3835 amino acids)
Biological process (GO): intracellular protein localization
Cellular component (GO): cytosol; membrane
Molecular function (GO): protein kinase binding
Source: RefSeq, a predicted model, not a curated record